Messenger RNA from Ananas comosus (pineapple), 564 nucleotides. RefSeq names its product protein transport protein Sec61 subunit gamma-like. Gene Ontology annotation, biological process: post-translational protein targeting to membrane, translocation; protein targeting. Gene Ontology annotation, molecular function: transmembrane protein transporter activity. Bases 1 to 261 code for a protein of 86 amino acids. Gene Ontology annotation, cellular component: Ssh1 translocon complex; membrane. The record is from RefSeq and is a predicted model, not a curated record. Lineage: Eukaryota; Viridiplantae; Streptophyta; Magnoliopsida; Poales; Bromeliaceae. The transcript has 4 exons.
AUGAAGUAUACACUAGAAAUUGGUUUCGAUCCUUCGAUCUCACCCCAUCCAUGGGAUGCGUUGGAUUCGGUGGUCGAUCCAUUGAGGGAGUUCGCCAAGGAUAGCGGUCGCCUCGUGAAGAGGUGCCACAAACCCGAUCGCAAAGAGUUCGCCAAGGUCGCUGUUCGCACCGCUGUCGAAUUCGUGGUGAUGGGAUUCGUAGGGUUCUUCGUGAAGCUCAUCUUUAUCCCCAUCAACAACAUUAUCGUUGGAUCUGGUUAGAAACAAAAGAUGGAUUUCCACAUGAUGGUGCUCCAGGACUCGGAUAAAACAGAUUUUAUCUAUUAUCUUAGUUCUCUCUCUCUCUCUCUCUCUCUCUCUCUCUCUCUCUCUCUCCCCUAUUGCUUUACUGCAUUUUUGAAAAAGGAAAGAGUGUUUUGAGAUCAAUGAGUUUACACUAGAUUUUGGCAAUUGUAAAUAUUAUUUUUGUGAAUUUUUUAUUCUUGCUCCAAUCCAGCAAGGAUUAUUCACAUAUGAUGCUCAAUAUGUUGACUAACUCAUUAUUCAUAGAAUUUCUAUCAAUUU